Messenger RNA from Panicum virgatum (switchgrass), 2592 nucleotides. Its product is annotated as receptor-like protein 2. The transcript has a single exon. Gene Ontology annotation, molecular function: protein binding. The record is from RefSeq and is a predicted model, not a curated record. The coding region runs from base 48 to 2225 and encodes 725 amino acids. Lineage: Eukaryota; Viridiplantae; Streptophyta; Magnoliopsida; Poales; Poaceae.
UCUCACAUGCUUUUUAAUAUUCAGUUGUUGGUGCUUUAUAUAACAGGAUGUCUUCGGGAGGUCCUUGUUUCAAGGAAAACACCAUGCAGCCACUUUGGUCUUCAUGCAACAACAGAAUAUCCAAAAUAACACACAUACAUUUACUUGUUAUGGCUCUUGUGUUGUUGCUCUUCUUGGCAUCUCCUACCACCUCCUGCAAAGAAGAGGAGGCGGCCUCCCUCCUUGGGUUUCUCGAUGGUCUCUCUCAAAACUCUGGCCUCCCCACUUCAUGGCAGAAUGACACAAACUGCUGUUUGUGGGAUGGCAUCAUAUGCAAUAUGGAUGGAGCUGUCAUGGACAUUUCGUUGGCUUCUAUGGGCCUUCAGGGGCACAUAUCACCCUCACUUGGCAAUCUUACCAGCCUGUUGAGGCUCAAUCUCUCUGGCAACUCACUCUCUGGUGGACUCCCACAGGAACUACUAUCAAGAAACAUAAUUGUCCUUGAUGUCAGCUUCAACAAGCUCAAUGGAGAAUUCCAUGAGCUGCAAUCCACCCCUGACAGCGAAAUGAAGGUAAUCAAUAUCUCAAGUAACUUGUUCACAGGACAUUUUCCAUCCACCACGUUGGGUAGCAUGAAGAAUCUAGCUGCUCUGAACAUGAGCAAUAAUAGCUUUACUGGGGAAAUUCCAAGCACGCUUUGUGUUGACAAGCCAUUCUUUGAGGUCCUUGACCUCAGUUACAACCAGUUCCAUGGUAGGAUACCCACAGAGCUUGGGAAUUGCUCCCGUUUGAGAGUGCUUAAAGCUGGCCAGAACCAACUCAUUGGGACCCUCCCAGCUGAGCUCUUCAAUGUUACCUCACUUGAGCACCUCUCGUUCCCUAACAAUCAUUUGCAAGGAACACUUGAUCAUGUAGGCAAACUCAGCAAUUUGGUCAUCCUUGAUCUUGGGUGGAAUGGGCUAAAUGGCAAGAUCCCAGAUUCUAUUGGGCAGCUCAAGAAGCUGCAAGAGCUUCACUUAGACAACAACAACAUUUCUGGAGUGCUGCCAUCAGCUCUUAGCAAUUGCUCAAAUCUCACAACUAUCAUCCUCAAGGACAACAACUUCCUAGGAGAGCUCAAACGUGUCAACUUCUCCACCCUAUCUAAUUUAAAAUUUUUAGAUUGCAGGUCAAACAAAUUCACUGGCACAAUUCCAGACAGUCUCUACUCUUGCAGCAACCUUGUUGCGUUGCGCUUAUCGUUCAACAAUCUCCAUGGUCAAUUUUCAUCAUCGAUAAGCAAUCUCAGGUCCCUCAAAUUCCUAGGUCUUUCUCACAACAAUUUUACAAAUAUCACAGAUGCACUUCAGAUCCUCAGUAAGUUAAGGACACUCACUCUCUUGCUAAUUGGGGGCAACUUCAAGAAUGAGACCAUGCCAGAAUAUGAUACAUUUCAUAGCUUUGAGAAUCUGCAGGGCCUUGCCCUAAACGAUUGUUCACUGUAUGGACAUUUACCUAACUGGCUGGCUAAGCUCAAAAAGUUGCGAGGGUUAGUAUUAGACAACAAUAAACUCAGUGGACCAAUACCAACCUGGAUUAACAGCUUAAACCUCCUUUUCUAUCUUGACAUAUCAAAUAACAAUCUUACGGGGGAAAUACCAACAGAACUGAUGGAGAUGCCAACACUUAAGUCAGCUCACUCAGACCCAAUAAUACUUAAGUUUCCGAUUUACAUGACUGGCGGUUUUCAAUACCGUGCAACUAGUGGUUUUCAUAAGAUGUUGAAUCUAGGCAACAACAAAUUCAGUGGAGUGAUCCCCCCACAGAUUGGUCAGCUACAAGCACUCCUUACACUCAACUUGAGCUUCAACAACUUUCACGGGGAUAUCCCACCAUCAAUUGGCAACCUCGGGAAUCUGCAGGUGCUAGACUUGUCCUACAAUGAUUUGACUGGUCCAAUCCCUUCCUCACUGGAGAGGCUUCACUUCCUUUCCAGAUUCAACAUUUCCAACAAUGAUCUAGAGGGGCCCGUUCCAACUGGAGGCCAAUUCAGCACAUUUCCAGAUUCUAGCUUUUUUGGAAAUCCAAAGCUGUGCAGCCCUACGCUGAUGCACCAUUGUAAUUCAGCAAAGGCAACUCCAGUCUCCAUUAUCUCCACAGGAGAGUACAUUGACAAGGUCAUCAUUGCAGUGACCUUUGGUAUGUUCUUCGGUGUUGGAGUGCUAUACGACCAGAUGGUCCUAUCCAGAUAUAUUUAUUUUGGCUGAAGCUACAUAAACUGAAACGCAUUACAAUAAUGUGUCCUGGGUUAUGACUUAUGGAUAUUCAGUGUACUGUGUACAGAACUGAACCUAGCAAUAAACAGCCACAGCUUGAAACUUCAGAAAUGCAAUUGAGUGGCUCCAGCAGCAGGAAGAUCAGAACCUCUCAUAAGCCUCAAAUCAGAGAUAGUUAGCAACAUUUAGCCCAUGUCCUAUACUCAAUGGAUGACCAGCAGAGUCGCAGAACAAUCUGUACUGAAAUAUGAGUAUAUCUGACUCUACUAUGUUAAUGUUAUGUGUUAGUGUAACACUAUGUGUCUCUUAAGAGCAUGUGUGGCUGCAUUUACAACAUUUACUCUGUAAGAUUUGUGAA